Oncorhynchus nerka (sockeye salmon) is the source of this 880-nucleotide messenger RNA. RefSeq names its product transmembrane and coiled-coil domains 1 (gene tmco1). Gene Ontology annotation, biological process: endoplasmic reticulum calcium ion homeostasis. Gene Ontology annotation, cellular component: endoplasmic reticulum membrane; endoplasmic reticulum; cytoplasm. The transcript has 7 exons. Gene Ontology annotation, molecular function: calcium channel activity. NCBI's taxonomy places the organism in Eukaryota, Metazoa, Chordata, Actinopteri, Salmoniformes, Salmonidae. Bases 71 to 700 code for a protein of 209 amino acids. The record is from RefSeq and is a predicted model, not a curated record.
CUUGUAACUACUAUUUUCAGUUGCUGCUGACAUCAAAUUCCAUACUCAAAUGCGGCGAGAGUUAUAAAUUAUGAUAAAUUAUUAUAGACACGUUCAGUACCAUAGGAAAGGGAUCGUGAUACGACCUACAAAAAUGACAACCAUGUUCGCAGACACUAUUCUUAUUGUGUUCAUCUCUGUUUGCACAGCUCUGUUAGCUGAGGGAAUUACAUGGGUGUUGGUGUAUCGUACUGCAAAGUACAAGAGUCUGAAGGCAGAGGUGGAAAAGCAAAGCAAGAAAUUGGAGAAGAAGAAGGAAACCAUUACAGAAUCUGCAGGACGUCAACAGAAGAAGAAGAUUGAGAGACAAGAGGAGAAACUGAAGAACAACAACAGAGAUCUAUCCAUGGUACGAAUGAAGUCCAUGUUCGCCAUUGGCUUCUGUUUCACAGCGUUGAUGGGAAUGUUCAACUCCAUCUUUGAUGGAAGGGUGGUGGCCAAACUGCCAUUCGUCCCACUGUCCUACAUUCAGGGUCUUUCCCAUCGCAACCUUUUGGGCGAGGACUUCACUGACUGCUCAUUCAUCUUCCUGUACAUUCUCUGCACCAUGUCCAUCAGACAGAACAUCCAGAAGAUGCUGGGUCUGGCCCCCUCCAGAGCUGCCACCAAGCAGGCUGGAGGUUUCUUGGGACCCCCUCCCCAGGCAGCUAAGUUCUCCUAAGAACCAAGCAUAUGGGUGGCCUUCCAGGCUGACUACAUUACAUUACAGUCCAAUGGUUGUGUACCAUGUCAUCGAGUGUGCAGCCGAGCAUCAGAUCCUAUAUCAGAUGAUGUGAUUUUUGCAAUGUAGUCUGCUUAGAACGCGUCUUCAGUCCUAUUUCUACACUGUGACUGUCUGGCC